AUGUGUAGGGAAAGAAGAGGUGGUGUUGCGGUUGCCGCCACGGCCUUGGUGAUGAUGAUGGUGAUGGUAAAUGUGGGCCGAGCCCAGCUGCAGCCGCAGACCCAUAUUGUGCCUUGGGAUAUACUCGCCGUCCCCUUCAACAAUGCAAGUAACUUUGCGACAUGCAAUCCGAUACCCUUACCGGAUAGUCCCAUAGAUAAUAGUAAUACCGGAGCUAGUAAUUUUACAUUCACGACUACUGGGAACCAUUACUUCAUAUGCGGAAAGCAUUGCCAGAAUGGAAUGGAUAUCACUAUCACAGCCAACUGA
This is a messenger RNA of Striga asiatica, 309 nucleotides long. The record is from the annotation of a GenBank genome assembly. NCBI's taxonomy places the organism in Eukaryota, Viridiplantae, Streptophyta, Magnoliopsida, Lamiales, Orobanchaceae.